Eublepharis macularius is the source of this 1682-nucleotide messenger RNA. RefSeq names its product CD164 molecule like 2 (gene CD164L2). The transcript has 6 exons. The record is from RefSeq and is a predicted model, not a curated record. Lineage: Eukaryota; Metazoa; Chordata; Lepidosauria; Squamata; Eublepharidae. Gene Ontology annotation, cellular component: cytoplasmic vesicle. Bases 84 to 617 code for a protein of 177 amino acids.
GGCUCCUGCUGCGCCCGCCGCUUCGUUCGCUUUCCAGCGGAUCGCAGCUCAAAGGUCGCUUCUGCGAGCCGAGGAGAGGCGCCAUGCCGGCGGCUGGAGCCUGGGAGCUCCGGGCUGCUCUCUGGUGCGUCCUGCUUUGCGCGCUCGGCGUGGUCCCGAGCCAGGCAGCAGGAGAAUGCAAGGAUCUGGAAUCCUGCAAGAAAUGCAUUGAAGGCGAAGCAUCCCUGAACAUCACCGACUGCGUAUGGAUGCUCUGCAGAGAAUCCAAGGAGCAGCAAGGUACUGGGAAUUGUGUGGGGAAGGGAGAACCGGCCAAGGAGAAAUGUUCCUUCUACAAUAUCACUACCAUGUGUGAAGCACCAAAGAUGACCACCAAGGAGCCGCCACGCCCGACCACUAAAGAACCUCCAAAGCCAUUCACAAAGGAGCCAGAGAUCCUCACCCCUGGUACGACAGCCAGCCUGCCGCUAACUGGGUCACCUGAGUUUCACUCUGCAGGCUUUGACUCUGCAAGCUUCAUUGGCGGGAUCGUCCUGGUGCUCAGCAUCCAAGCCGUUAUCUUCUUUGUCAUCAAGUUUCUCCGCUCAAAGGACAGCACCUAUCAGACAUUGAUUUGAUGGCUGAUCUCCAGGGAGCUGUCUUGAUGUGUUUCUCUCGCCUGGGACGAGGAGCUGGAGGAGAGGCCACCGGUCCGGCAUUCGGAGCCAGGAUCCUCACUUUGUUUCCUUCAGAUGGAGCUGCUUGAAGCAGAAGAUCUACUACAGAUUUAGUCAACCCAUUGCAAUUAUGGGCACAGCUUGUUCAGGUUGCCAGAACCCUUUAGGCUUGCUGCAGAAAUGUUACAAAAUACACAUAAGACCUCUUUCACUAACAAAUUCAAGGCAGCAGGGACUUUUAUCUGCUUCAUCAGUGGGUAGAUGUCACUUUAUGUGGUUAAGAACUCCCUUGACUGGUUAGAAAUGCUUCUGUGUGACCUGGUAUAAUUUAAUUAUCUUUAUUUUGAAGCUGCAAGGCAACACAUUUUCCCUGUACCUGAUGCUGUCUUCCCCAAUGCUUCCCACAUUUAGUUUUUUUUUAAAAGUGAAGGCUUUAUCCCCCUGCCCCUGGUGUACAGGCACAGCUAAACUGAACCCGUUUAUGGGUGUUUGCAGCUAGUCCUAUGGUUUUCUGUGCUUUUAAUUUAUUCUUGCCUGUGUCCCUCCAUACAAUGUGACCCAGCUCUUGUUCAUGCCUAAUUCUGUGUCUUUAAAAAAAAGGAAAAUAGAACCCUCCACCAAAAGUGGACUCUCCAAUGCAACUGGAGCUGUUUCAGUUUAUGGGUAGGGAAAGAAGAGGCAUACUGUUUAGCCGGGUCACUUUAAAAUAAUAAUUGGUAUUUUAUGAAGAUGUUCAUAAGCCCUGGGUAAUGCUGAGUCCGUGCAUGGGAGACAUGGCAUAUGAGCUGACGAGGAGGAAGCUUUUGCACAUUCCCUGGGGGGUGAACACUGGAAUGUACUUGUGUUAGGGGAACUGGAGGCAGGGGGCAGGCUGGUUGUGUUAAACCCACUGCGUUUAUCUGAAAAGGCCUGAGAAUGGAUCUUUCCAAGGCUCUGGAUUCUGAGCUGCCCCUUUGAAAAAGCAGAGGGACUGCCCCGCGAUGGAACAGUGAUGGGUUCAGAAGGAUCUCUCCAAUAAAAAAAAAG